AUGGUCAAUCUUACCGGACCGUUCAUGGGAAUUGGAUGGUCAAUCCAUACCGGACCGUUCAAAAAUGGUCAAUCCAUACCGGACCGUUCAUGGGACCAUUGGAUGGUCAUGAUCCAUCGCGGACCGUUCUGGAAUUGGAUAAUCCAUUUAAUUAUGGUCAAUCCAUACCGGACCGUUCUAGGGUGGAUGGUCCCAAUCCGCCACCAACCGUUCAAUGGUCAAUCCGCGCCGGACCGUUCAUGUUUGGUCAAUCAACCGGACCGUUCAUGGGACAAUCCAUGCCGGACCGUUCUUAAAUUGGAUGGUCAAUUUGGAUGGUCAAUGCGCCGGACCAUUCACGAGGUUGGAGAUUUCAUUGGAUUCAGGACCGUUCGCCAGGAAUUGGAUGGUCAAUCCAACCGGACCGUUCUAUCAAUCCAUACCCGGACCGUUCAUGGGAAUUGGAUGGUCAAUUCGCGCCAUAAUCCCCGGACGUUCCAGGAAAUUGGCCGUCCGAUGGUCAAUCCAUACCAGGCCGUUCAUGAAUUGGAUGGUAUCCAUACCGGACCGUUCAUAGGUCAGUCACGCCUAUACAAUAUCUGUAUAAUCCAUACCGGACGUUCCUUGUGGGAAUUGGAUGGUCAAUCUUCCAGGCCGUUCAUAGGAAUUAGAUGGUCAGUCAACCAAUCCAUAACCGCGUUCGCAGGAAUUGGAUACAAUUCCAGUCCAUACCAGGCCGUUCAUAGAAAAUUGAAAUCAAGAAAUCUAUUUGGAUGGUCGCAAAUGUCCCUCCUUGUAUUGGUAAAUUCUUGGGAAAUAAUACAUAGUUCGGUCAAAAUCCAACCACCAGAAUGGUCAAUUACCAGGGACCGUUCAUAG
Molecule: messenger RNA, 858 nt
Organism: Acanthosepion pharaonis
Lineage: Eukaryota; Metazoa; Mollusca; Cephalopoda; Sepiida; Sepiidae
Source: the annotation of a GenBank genome assembly